AUGGUGUUCCUUUUGUUGGGGGUGAUGUCGCUGGCGAUAUCGCUAGUGAGUGGCGGAGAUACAGGUUUCAUCUUUCAUGGAUUCCAAUCAGCUAAUUUAAGCAUGGAUGGUCCUUCUUCUGUUUCCUCUAAUGGCCUCCUCCAACUCACCAAUAAAGCUAGGACUCAAAAGGGUCGUGCCUUUUACUCCAAUCCAGUAGUUUUCACAAACACUUCUUCUUUCUCUACUACUUUUGUUUUCGCCAUUAGACCUCAGUAUCCAGCUCCAAGUGAUCUUGGAAUAAUGGCUUUUGUGAUUUCUCCAACAAAAGCAUUUCCAGAUGCUCUGCCCAGCCGGUACCUCGGUGUCUUCAAUGUAGCCAACAAUGGAAACCCCAAUAACCAUGUGCUUGCUGUAGAAUUCUACGCCGUCAAGAACAAUGAGUCUGGGGAUAUCAGUGAUAACAGUUUGAAUUCCAGAAACUCUACUCCGGCCGGAUACUAUGCAAAUAGGUUUCAGUUUCAAAAUUUGAGCCUUGCCAGUGGCCUGCCGAUGCAGGUGUGGGUAGAUUAUGAUGGGGGCAAGAGGCAAAUUAGCGUCACCGUAGCUCCAAUCCAUGUUAACAAGCCCAAAACUCCAUUGUUAAGAUUGUCCCAAGAUCUUUCUCAAAUUCUAGCCAAUGCCAAUUAUGUUGGAUUCUCAUCUUCCAAUGGGCGGCUGACAGCUUUGCAUUACAUUCUUGGUUGGAGUUUCCAGCUCAAUGGGGAGGCUCAAAACCUUGAUGCCCGCAGACUCCCAAAACUCCCACCACAUAGAGGAAACGAACAAUCUCCAGUUGGGUUACCUCUCCUUUCACUUUGUCUAAUUGUUCUUGUUAGUUUACCUAUAGUUUAUUGCAUAUGUUGGAAAUGGAAGUUUUCUGAGAUCGUAGAGGAGUGGGAGCAAGACUAUGGUUCUCACAGGUUCAAAUACAAAGAUCUCUACAUCGCCACAAAGGGAUUCAGAGAGAAGGAGCUUAUAGGUUGUGGUGGAUUUGGAAAGGUGUACAAAGGAACAAUGCCUGGUUCGAAAGUUGAGGUUGCCGUGAAGAAAGUAUCCCAUGAAUCCCGACAAGGCAUGAGGGAAUUCAUAGCAGAAAUUGUGAGUAUCGGUCGUCUGCGCCAUCGAAACCUUGUAUCUCUUUUGGGAUAUUGCAGGCGAAAAGGUGAGCUUCUUUUGGUUUAUAAUUUCAUGCCAAAUGGAAGCUUAGAUAAGUACCUCCACAACCAACCCAAAGUGACACUAAAUUGGAUGCAAAGAUUUAGAAUCACCAAAGGGGUAGCUUCGGGAUUAUGCUAUCUGCAUGAAGAAUGGGAGCACGUUGUGGUGCAUAGAGAUAUAAAAGCAAGCAAUGUAUUGCUAGAUUCAGAGUUCAAUGCCAGGUUAGGAGAUUUCGGUCUUGCAAGACUAUAUGACCAUGGCAGUGAUCCUCAAACUACAAAACAUGUGGUUGGGACAUGGGGUUAUCUAGCACCAGAGCAGACAAGAACAAGGAGAUUCACGACAAAGUCAGAUGUUUUUGCUUUUGGGGCCUUUCUGCUUGAGGUUGUGUGUGGAAGAAAGCCCAUAGAGCAAGUAAAUGAAGAUGAGUGUGUGAUUUUAGUAGAUUGGGUUUAUGAGUUAUGGAAUAAGGGUGAGAUUAUUGAGGCAAAGGAUCCAAAUUUAGGAACAGAAUAUCCAGCAGAAGAGAUAGAGUUGGUGCUGAAACUUGGACUGUUGUGUUCAAGUUGCCAACCAGUGAGUAGGCCAAGCAUGCGUCGAGUUGUGCAAUAUCUAAAUUGGGAAAUGCCUUUGCCUGAUUUGUCAUCUUUAAGCUUAUAUUCUACUUCUCUAGGCUUAUCAUUUGGGAAUUAUGGCCUUUGUGAUUCCACUGCCUCCGUUCCAUCUCACGUUGAUCAAUCUUUCUCUCACUGUUCAGUAGCUGAAUCAUUGCUCUCUGGAGGUCGUUGA
This is a messenger RNA of Neltuma alba, 1968 nucleotides long. RefSeq names its product L-type lectin-domain containing receptor kinase IV.1-like. Gene Ontology annotation, biological process: protein phosphorylation. Gene Ontology annotation, molecular function: carbohydrate binding; protein kinase activity; ATP binding. The record is from RefSeq and is a predicted model, not a curated record. Lineage: Eukaryota; Viridiplantae; Streptophyta; Magnoliopsida; Fabales; Fabaceae. The transcript has a single exon. Bases 1 to 1968 code for a protein of 655 amino acids.